Momordica charantia (bitter melon) is the source of this 1068-nucleotide messenger RNA. RefSeq names its product Calcium-binding EF-hand family protein (gene CML30). NCBI's taxonomy places the organism in Eukaryota, Viridiplantae, Streptophyta, Magnoliopsida, Cucurbitales, Cucurbitaceae. The record is from RefSeq and is a predicted model, not a curated record. Gene Ontology annotation, molecular function: calcium ion binding.
UCCCCCCACCCACCUCUAUUUUCAGUAUUUAAACCCUUCAAUCCAUCUGGGUUCUAAUGAAAUUUCAAGAUCAAUAUUCACCUGUUUCAACAAAAACAGAGAAACCCAAGUUUCCCCAGCCUCCAAUUUCAGUGUUUAAGCACUCAAAUUCAUCUGGGUCCAUCUGAAAUUUCAAGAAAAGCAAAAAACAGAGCAACCCAAGUUUUUCCCAGCCUUGAAAUUCAGUGUUUAAGCCCUCAAAUCCAUCUGGGUCCAUCUGAAAUUUCAAGAAAAGCAAAAAACAGAGCAACCCAUCAGAAAAAGGAGAGAAAAUGCCGACGAACCUGAAUCUUAUGAACCUGCAGUACAACGUGUCGAAGAAAAAGUUCCUCCGAGAACCGUCGCGGCUGUUCUCGUUCAGAGACCGGCAGAGCUCCGGCCUCCGGCGGGCGCUGCAGCCGAGCACGGAGGAGAUAAAGCAGAUCUUCAACAAGUUCGACACGAACAGAGACGGGAGAAUCUCGAAGCAGGAGUACAGGGGAAUUCUGAAGGCCCUGGGGAGGGGGAACUCAAUGGAAGAGGUGCAGAAGAUCUUCAGGGCGGUGGACGGCGACGGCGAUGGGUUCAUAAAUUUGAACGAGUUCAUGGAAGUUCACCGGAGUGGCGGCGGAGUUCAGGCGAGGGAGGUGGAGUAUGCGUUCCGAACGUUCGAUUUGAACGGCGAUCGGAAGAUAAGUGCGGAGGAGGUGAUGAGGGUAUUGAGAGGAUUGGGGGAAAACUGUAGCCUCGAGGACUGCCGGCGGAUGGUGAGGGCGGUGGACAGCGACGGCGACGGCAUGGUGGACAUUGAUGAGUUCAUGACUAUGAUGACUCGCUCUGUAAAGUAGGCUUAGGAGCUGAGUUCAAGCUUUGAGGGCUCUUUCUUUAAUGGCGUUUUAUGGAUGUAAAAGUGUUCAUGUAAAGUGAAAAAUCCUAAGGUUGAAACUUGAAAGUUUGGAUCUUCUUUGUAUAUUUAUCAAACUUUCAAAGAAGUGUGUCUUAAUUUGCAACUAUAGCUACUUCUAAUAAAUCACUUCUACUUUAUCUGAA